Molecule: messenger RNA, 14739 nt
Organism: Aspergillus nomiae NRRL 13137
Lineage: Eukaryota; Fungi; Ascomycota; Eurotiomycetes; Eurotiales; Aspergillaceae
Product: AAA family ATPase midasin
Exons: 1
Coding region: 1-14739 (4912 amino acids)
Biological process (GO): ribosomal large subunit assembly; rRNA processing
Cellular component (GO): preribosome, large subunit precursor; nucleus
Molecular function (GO): ATP binding; ATP hydrolysis activity
Source: RefSeq, a predicted model, not a curated record
AUGGAGACCAGACCUGCCUAUGAGAGGGCUCUUGAAGAGUCCCAGCUCUUUGAGCAUCUUCCGAAUGAGGUAGCGGAACUCAUUCGCACAUCUUCGGGGACUCAGUACCUCAAUGCGCUUGCGGUUGGUGCAUUGCGAUCAAAAUGUACAGAAGGCUUUUUCUGCCUAUAUGAGCCGAUCUUUGUGGAUCUGGCAGCAAGAUGGCUUGCUUCAGACUUUCAUAAUAACCAAGUCGACAUUAUCUCCGCUUUUUCACGAAUCCUACCGUUUGCGCCAUUUCUUGCUUCUUUCGCAAGCCAAUAUGCUAGUUCUCGGGCUGGACCUCUAUCCGUUUUGGCUGCAUCUGACGAGGCAACUCUUCUGCAAUUAGAUGAUACCACUAUUCGCACACUAUUAUUAUCGGUCUUUAGACUUCUCUCAUAUGACUUAGAGACUUUCUCGAGUACCAUCUCGCCGUCACGCCUUCAAUCCCUCUUCCAACAUCCAGACCCCUCCAUACGGUAUCUUGCGAUUCGAUGUUUUGCCUUGUAUAUGCACGCAGCGGAUGCUGCCACUGAGAAAAUGGUUCAGAAGUAUAUUGGUGCCGAUGUUAUUGAAGGUGAAUGGGAAGGGAUCGUGAUCGACUAUCGCUGCCUUGGUUUGUGGGAAGAGCGUCGGUGGGGUACUCUGGAGAAACAGACACGAAUUGCACGGUCAGGUCGGUCGGUCGAGGACAUUCUAUCACAAGUUGAGAAGCUCCGGGAGUAUUUCACGCCCCGGACUGCUGAAGUCUGCGGUGUUCUUAUUCCUCGACUAAAUGAGAUGCCAACCCCAGCAUCUUCAAUUGUGAAAGCGCCCACCGCUGUGAGGAAUCUUCGUAGGAUCGCGACGGCAUUGACUGCCUCGAAUCCCUUGCUAUUAGUUGGUUUACCGAAUUCUGGCAAGACUUCUUUGGUCAAUGACGUUGCCGCAACCAUGGGCCAGUCUGAAUCUAUGGUUACCUUACAUCUAAAUGAGCAGACGGAUGCUAAGAGUCUUCUUGGGAUGUACUCAACGUCCCCUGCCACUGGCUCAUUUUCAUGGCAACCAGGCGUAUUAACUAAAGCAGCCAGGGAAGGCCGAUGGAUUCUAAUCGAGGAUUUAGACCGUGCACCUUCUGAAGUUAUCGGUCUUAUCUUGCCUAUAAUCGAGAAAGGAGAAUUGACUAUAGCGAGUAGAAAAGAACGGAUAAAGUGCGCUGAGGGGUUCAAGAUCAUUGCGACCAUGAAGUCAUCAUAUAAUAUCGCAGGCGAAGAAGUCGCUCCAAGCACAACGAUCCUGGGAAGCAGAUUGUGGCAGAGGGUUCACAUCGAACCCCUCUCAAUUGACGAAAUCCAAGAAGUCAUUACGCAAAAAUUCCCACUUCUUGAGUCUCGGGUUCCGACUAUCAUGGAUGUUUACCAAAGGCUUUGCUCUUCUUUUCACGGAAGCCUCGCGAUCAAGAGCUCUCAAGGCCGGACUCCAGGUCUUCGUGAUCUUAUCAAACUCUGUAGCCGGAUGCAUAGGCGACUGCAGCGUCUAGGAGCUAAGACUGGCUAUGAAGCUAUGCCGGAAGGUGCUGAGGAUGAAAUAUUCUUGGAUGUUGUGGACAUAUUCCUCAGUUACAUCCCAGAAAAAUCAUUGGCAGAGUCACUUGCCCUAGUUGCCGCGGAGGCGCUUCAGAUAUCACCACAGCGAGCACAGUUCUGCCUUAGUGAACGAAUUCCCGCGUAUUCCGAUCAGGGUAAUAACAUAGUGCUCGGUAGAGAAGUCUGCCGAAAGAUCAAGGUACCCAGCGGUUCAGUUUCCAGGUCAUCAACGCGUUUUGCUUCAACCAGAGCUGCGUUGAAGCUUAUGGAACAGGCUGCAGCUGCCAUACAAAUGGCGGAGCCUAUGCUCCUUGUCGGAGAGACAGGUAUUGGAAAGACAACGGUGAUUCAGCAGCUUGCUACCCUAAUGCGGCAGAAGCUCACAGUUGUGAACUUGUCGCAGCAGAGUGAAAGUAGUGAUUUGCUAGGUGGUUUCAAGCCUGUUAAUAUCCGUACAAUGGCUGUUCCCAUGCUUGACGAAUUCAAUGCUGUGUUUGAGUUGACUUUCUCAGCAAAGAAGAACCAGAAAUUCUUGUCGUCCGUUGCAAAAAGCGUCGCUUCAGGAAACUGGGCACGGUUGGUACAUCUUUGGCACGAAGCUGUUCGGUUAGCCGAUGGUGUCUUCAAAUCUAGUAACGGGCCCUCCCAAGAGGGUGAGGAGCAACCCACGAAGAAAAGGAAGUUGGACUCGCCCAAGUACCAGCAUUUGCGGCAGAGAUGGGAAAGGUUCGCAGGACAAUUGAAUGACUUCGAGGCUCAGGUGGCUCAGGGCGAUGCCAAGUUUGCCUUCGCUUUUGUGCAGGGAAAGAUUGUGAGGGCGUUACGAAAUGGCGAAUGGGUCCUCCUCGAUGAGAUUAAUUUGGCCUCACCGGACACUCUUGAGAACAUUGCUAGCCUUCUACACCACGGCACUGAAGGCUCACCAUCUGUCCUGCUUUCCGAGGCUGGCGAUGUGGAAAGGGUAUUUGGACAUCCGGACUUUCGCAUAUUUGGCGCUAUGAACCCUGCUACAGACGCAGGAAAGAAGGAUCUUCCUCCUGGUCUUCGCUCCCGGUUUACUGAACUCUAUGUACACUCCCCAGACAGUGACCGGGAUGAUCUUCUUGCUCUGAUCCAGAAGUAUCUUGGUGAUUUGACUUUAGGUGACAUGAGAAUCGCACCAGAUCUUGCGCAACUCUAUCUGGAAACGAAGAAGCUCAGCAACGAAAACAAGCUUACAGAUGGGGCUGGACAACGCCCACACUUUAGUAUAAGAACUCUUGUUCGUGCCCUUAUCUAUGUCAUUGAUCACGCGCAUGUCUAUGGCCUACGCCGAGCAGUUUUCGAAGGAUUCUCCAUGAGCUUCCUGACUGUUUUAAGCCAAGAGUCGGAGAGACUGCUGCUGCCACUUCUUGAGACACACCUUUUUAGCAGUGCAAAGAACGCCAGAGCACUUCUCGGCCAGACGCCUAAGCCUCCAACCGAUGGCUUCGACUAUGUCCAGUUCAAGCAUUAUUGGAUGCGACGUGGGCACUUGGUUCCAGAGGAACAACCACAUUACAUUAUAACACCUUUCAUAGAGAAAAACCUCAAGAACCUGGUCAGAGCAAGUUCAACGCGUCGGUUCCCUAUAUUGCUGCAGGGCCCAACUUCUGCUGGAAAAACAAGCAUGAUUGAGUACCUGGCGAAGGUUUCCGGAAACAAGUUCGUUCGUAUCAACAAUCACGAACACACAGACCUUCAAGAAUACCUAGGCUCGUAUGUGUCUAGCGAUGACGGCACCCUUCGCUAUCAAGAGGGCGUUCUCGUGGAGGCACUCAGAAACGGGUAUUGGAUUGUACUCGAUGAACUCAACUUGGCACCGUCGGACGUCCUGGAGGCAUUGAAUCGACUUCUAGACGAUAACCGCGAACUUUUCAUACCAGAGACCCAGGAAGUUGUUCACCCACAUCCAAAUUUCAUGCUGUUUGCGACCCAAAAUCCAGCUGGUCUUUAUGGCGGUCGUAAAGUUCUGUCCCGGGCUUUCCGGAAUCGUUUUCUUGAGUUGCACUUUGAUGAUAUUCCAGAGAGUGAGUUGGAAUUCAUCCUCAAGGAACGCUCCCAAAUUGCACCUUCAUUCUGUGCUAGAAUAGUGUCUGUCUACCGGAAGCUGUCUCUACUGCGUCAAGCCAACAGACUCUUUGAGCAGAAAAACAGUUUUGCUACUCUACGUGAUCUCUUUAGAUGGGCUCUCCGACGAGCAGAUGAUCGCGAGCAGUUAGCGAUAAACGGUUUUAUGUUGCUUGCAGAGCGAGUUCGGAACCCACAGGAAAGGGCAGCUGUGAAGGGUGUGAUUGAAGAGGUCAUGCGAGUUCGUAUAGAUGAAGAUGUGGUGUAUAGUGCUUCCGAAUUGGAGAAGCGUGCGCCUCAUCUUCCCACCGGAGUCGUUUGGACCAAAGCAAUGAGGAGGUUGUUCAUCUUGGUGUCCGUUGCACUUGAGAACAAUGAACCAGUUCUACUGGUAGGAGAAACCGGUUGUGGAAAGACACAGCUCUGUCAAGCAGUCGCAGAAGCCUAUAAAAGACAGUUGCUCAUUGUAAACGCCCAUGUGAAUCUUGAAACAGGCGAUCUCAUUGGUGCUCAACGGCCUGUAAGGAACAGGGGGGCUAUUGAACAUCAGCUAUCGAGUGAUCUUCAAGCAGUUCUUAAAGAAAGUGAACCUUUGCGACCACUGGAAGAAAUGAGGCAGGUAUUUAGUUCACUUACUGCGGACCAAUUACAAUCCUGCGAUUCAGAACUUGUCCAGAGGAUCCAAACGAACAUUGCUCGUUUGAAUGCUCUCUUUGAAUGGUCAGAUGGAAGCCUGAUUACCGCCAUGAAGACUGGGCAAUACUUCCUCCUGGACGAAAUCUCCCUUGCCGAUGACUCAGUGUUGGAAAGACUUAACAGUGUUUUAGAGCCUCAUAGGUCAAUUUUGCUUGCAGAAAAGGGACCCAUCAACUCUAUGGUAGUUGCUGACGCUGGGUUCCAAUUUCUGUCUACAAUGAAUCCUGGUGGUGAUUAUGGAAAACGCGAACUUUCAGCUGCUCUUCGUAAUCGAAUGACUGAAAUAUGGGCCCCUCAACUCUCUGAAGAUGAGGAUAUUCUUCCUAUCCUCCAGAGAAAGCUUGAACUGGACUCAGACCACAUUACCAAAGCAAUGCUAGAGUUUGCCAAGUGGUUCAAGUGUACCUUCCAAAAUUCCUCCACUACAUCGCUUUCUCUUCGUGAUCUUCUCGCCUGGGUUGAUUUUGUCAACAAGUGCCGAACUGCGGAUCCUCUAUUCGCAGUAGUACAGGGUGCUGCUAUGGUGUUUAUAGACACAUUGGGUGCGAAUCCAGCAGCGAUGCUUGCGACAGCGCUGCAUGAUCUCGAGGGAAAUCGUCGACUCUGUCUUGAUAAGCUCCGUGAACUCUUUGAUGUCGAUGCUUCAACUAUCUAUCUGCAGAAGUCGACCAUUGAGAUUGAAAACGGCUCUCUACGCGUAGGACCAUUUGCCCUUGAAAUGAACGGCAGCACAGAACCAGACCCUCAAUUCAUCUUGGAUGCACCCACCACGAUAGCUAACUCAGUAAGAAUUGCUCGUGGCUUACAACUUUCGAAACCUAUCCUGCUUGAAGGAAGCCCCGGUGUCGGCAAAACUACACUGGUGACUGCCCUUGCCAAGGCACUGGGAAAGCCUCUGACACGUAUCAACCUUUCGGAACAGACAGACCUCACAGACCUCUUUGGUUCCGAUGUCCCUGUGGAAGGAGGUGAUGUCGGUCAAUUUACUUGGCGAGACGCUCCGUUCUUGCAAGCAAUGCAACGCGGUGACUGGGUUCUCCUGGAUGAGAUGAACUUGGCAUCCCAAUCCGUUCUUGAGGGGUUGAAUGCCUGUUUGGAUCAUCGUCAAACGGUUUAUGUUGCUGAAUUAGAUCAAUCUUUCAAGAGACAUCCGGACUUCGUUCUUUUCGCUGCACAAAACCCGCAUCACCAAGGUGGUGGCAGAAAGGGCCUUCCUGCCUCAUUCGUUAACAGAUUUACAGUCGUUUAUGCUGACAGCUUUACCGACACUGAUCUGAAAAGGAUAUGCGCAAAGCUCUUCCCUGGAAGUCCAUCUUGGCAGACAGACAAGCUAGUUGAUUUCGUGUCGUUGCUGAACAAAGCUAUUGUCAAUGAACGCCGAUUAGGGGCUGUAGGCGGUCCGUGGGAAAUCAACUUGCGAGACAUUCAAAGAUGGCUUCAGUUGGCAGACCGUGGGACCCUACAGGUAUCGGCUAAUAGCUUCCUUGACGUGAUAAUAUCACAGAGAUUCCGCUCCCAGGAUGACCGAGAUUUGGUCACUCGCUUGUAUCAGCAAGUUUUCAGCGAGGUCCCGGCGCCCAGCAAGAGCUAUUACCAUAACCUUACGCCAGAAUACAUGCAGGUUGGGCUUGGUAUCAUGCAGAGAGAUCUAUACCUCCAACGAACCCAAGAAUCACAGAUGAUAGUACUCCCAAGAGACCUCAGUGUCCUCGAGUCCCUUAUGCUGUGCAUAGAGCAGUCGUGGCCCAGUAUUUUGGUGGGACCGUCUGGAUGUGGAAAGACCACCCUGAUCAGAAAGCUCGCAGCUGUGAAUGGCGCAAGCUUAGUUGAAUUAGCUCUCAGUGCUGAUACCGAUACAAUGGAUCUGAUUGGUGGCUUUGAACAAAUUGACUAUCGAAGGGAGAUUUCGUCUCUCGUUCACGAUGUCUCUCUGUUCCUUCAACAACAUAUUCUUUCCAUAAAUUCAGCAGGAACAGCUCUGAACGAGACCCCAAUCGUAUUGGAGAUAUUCGAGAAACUGCAAAGUCCGGAUGCCUCUCUGGAAAGCAUUUGUACAUUCCUCACGAUGCUAAGCCAAACGUAUUCCCAGACUGCUUUUGAUGAUAUGCUUCUCCGAGCCCAGGCUCUGCUCGAAACAACAAAGCAGUCGGAUAAAAUGAAAGUUGGCUUCGAGUGGACGGAAGGAGUCCUGACUCAAGCUGUGCAGCACGGCUACUGGGUUAUCCUGGAUAAUGCAAAUCUGUGCAACCCAUCUGUUCUUGAUAGACUGAACUCUCUCACUGAACCAAAUGGAGCUCUUAUACUGAAUGAACAGCGCACUGAAGAUGGAUCAGCCCGUAUCAUCACACCGCAUCCGAACUUCCGGCUUUUCCUUACGAUGGAUUCUCGCCAUGGGGAAUUGUCCCGCGCAAUGCGGAAUCGUUGUGUUGAAAUAUGCUUUUUGCCACAGGAAGACGAGACUGCAGUCACUACGUCUGUGCCUGCCUACACCUGCGAAUCCUUCUUAUACCGUCUUCGGCCUCUUUGGAAUCUCGAGCCUUCGGCGAGUCCUGAUGAUAUCUCAAGGCUCCUCUGUGAAGUUUGCUUAGACCAUCUUUCAAUCAGGGACCUUGCCUACUUGCAGCAGUCACUAAAGUACUUCUUACCUUAUCACGGUAAAUCAGUGGGUGAUGUUCUUUCCUCGGCAAUCCAUCGAUAUGUAUCGGUUAUUCAUGGAAACUCGCACUGGAAACCCAUCGAAUCUACCAAGAAGGCCAUUGAGUUGAGCCGCGCUUCCUUCGCUAUUCAAGGCCCUUCACAGCCUCUUCAUCCUCUUGUAAACGAGCCGCUGGUCUCACUAUUGGCAAACGAAGUGCCCUACACUUCGCUAGUGGCCCUGGCACAUCUACAGGAGUCUAAACUUGACCUACAACUUCUAAAACAAGGUUUAUUGCAAGCGGAUGAAUCCGGGAAGCUUCUCAAACCCAGCCAGAUGAGUCGCUUAGAACGUUCUUUAGCAUCGACACGGAUACCUUCAUUGAUGAAGGAUGCAACACAGCCGAUUGGUUCUUUCCUAUCUGACUGUGGCCAGGCAAUGUACGAUAUGAUUCAGAAUCUCGGGCAGGAUACUCUUCAGAACCCUCACAUAGCAAACGCUCUUCGAACUGUCCUCAACUUCUGUAUGGACAUUUUUAGACUGACUGCGGCGAAGGACAUCGACGAGGGCGAGUUUCAGGUCUAUCUUCAGAUUGGUAGAGAGCUGUGCGCUGCGUUAUCGAGCUCUUUCGAACCUCUACAGCAAUUAGCCGUCGCUCUGUCCCAAGCGCUGAGUCGAUUCCAGGAGAGCUGGGCUUUGAAGACUGGGCUCAGUAUGCAAAGACUCUGGGAGUCGUGGAGACCUGCAACCCCUGCAACUGGAGGCCAACUGAAGUCUAUCCUAGACCUGGAAAGUGUGGCUUCUGAAUUCACAAAUAUCGCGACCAAGACUCAUCUUGAUCUAUCUCAAUUAAGCCAAGUGCGCAACUCUCUGGUCAACGCUCAACAAUCCAUUGUCCUGCAUGGUGCCGAUGAAGGGCAACUAGUACAGAAUCUCAGACAGACAGUUAGUGAGCUGGCAAGCGUUGUACAACGCUCUGAUAUAACUGCAGCCCCAUACUUCUCCAACGAAUUCGAAGCAUUGUGCCAGUACCAUGACAUUUUCACGCUCAUGCAUAACAGCAAAGCAGGUGACAAUGUGAUAAAGUCCAUCUUACCGUUACUGGCUGGCCGUGACGCACGACCAUUGAAUGUGUCAGCCUUCCAGACACAGGUUCCUGAGGUCCUCCACAGACUUGCUUUAUACUCCGGGUCUGAACGCUCAUCAACAUUCGGUUCAGCCAUUAGUGGCACUUUGUCUCUCUCACUAUUAGAGAAGUUGACAAAUGUCGGUGUCACAAUCCUGGGUCAGAUGGACUCUCUGGAGGUGGAAAAGCAAACUCUUUCCAAGGCCUUGGCUCUAUCUUCUUGGGAGAUUGCUAUGGAUCAGCAUCUUGUGCUGAGGCAGGUAUCGUCGAAGCUAGCUAUGGAGCUAGUCAUUUCCCAUAAGGAAUUCUUCGAGCCUCAAUCUCUGGAGAAACUGGUCACUAUUCUCCGCACUGUUGAAGAGCAAGGCUACUGCGCCGAAUCUGGGUUGCUGAAUAUCCGCUUAGAAAAGAGUCUCCCAAGCGAUCAUUACUUCAAGAGUUUCGCAGAACAAGAACUUCCAAACCUCAUUGCGUUGUUGGCAACUAACUCAGUACAAAAGAACGACAAGUCAAUUCAGCACACUGGAGCAGCUGUAGUUCAAUUGGCUGCCAUUCUCCUGCGGCUUUACGUCCCAGACAAGCCAUUUGAUCCAUCGCUGGGAUUAGUUGUCCAAAGGCAAAGGCAUAGCCAACGUUCUUCGGAACUUACUGAUAAGGCUACCGCCAUCGCUUCAUUCGAACGGGUGUUUUCUGGCCAACCCUCGAACAUUCGGCAUGACCUCAUUCAGGGUGAAUUGCGUGACCUUGGUUCUGCUCCUCCUCCUUCAUCGGUUACCCGACCUCAGGUUUCUGAGCUAAGCAUCCUGCACGGCGAAUUUACCAGCGUGAUAAAAUCGGUUCUUGAAAGGCUCCCUAAAGACAUGCUUGGCGCAACAAGCGAGAUCUCUUCAGAGUCUCAGAGUCUGGUUAAUUUACUCCGUGAUAAUAUCCACCAAUUGAGUCGACGUCUCAGCACCCACUAUAGAUCAUAUGAUGACAUAGUCGUUUCCGCUGUGCGCUUCCUUCAAAUCCUGGACCUGGGACUUUUCCUAGUAUCCGGAAGAUCACAGCAGUCAAGCGAUGUGCAGGUGGUGGAUGCAAUCAGUGGAAGCACCCCAUUCCUUGGAGGCAUUCAUCACCCACUCUCGGAUCUGUACCAUCAGAAUUCGAAUAUAGACUCAAGACAUGCAAUUGACAUGUGGUUCCACGAGCUAUCAUCUUUGAGAGUGGCCGAGAAUGCAGAUCCGGGAAUUCUUCACACUCAAGUUGGGCGCAAUGCUCUUCGCCGCCUGUUCGAACAGUUCCAUGGGUUAUGGAAAGCGAAACUACGGGAAGAUCAGGAGGAAGAGGCAAAGAAAGCGAGCCUUUACCAAUACAGAGGAUCCUGGGAAGACAGCGAGGAGGUUGAUGAGAAUGAGCUGCGUGAGCUCUUCCCUACUUAUGAAGAGGAUCCCGUUGAUGAUGGUAAAAGGCCAACUCGUCUUGAUCCCAAGAAUAUCUCGAUCCGACUUGCCUCGCUUCACGCAGACCUCUUCCAAUCAGAAGAUCCUGGGCGAGUCCUGACAGCUUACGUGAAGCAGUCUGCUCAGCUGUUGGCCUCGCUGUGGUCCGAGGGUGAUUCUUCAGUAACACAGGUGCAUCCCAGGGAUCAUCUCUCUGGUGUUCUUUUGUUGCUUGAGGAUGCUGUCAACAAGGAAAAUAAUUCCAAGAACACGUACAACUUCUAUGUGGACGCAAAUCCUGAUGAAGGCAGAAAGCUUGUAUCUCUAACAGUGGCAACAGAAUCACGUUUCUUACAGAUCCAGAGCGCCUGGCCGGAACAUGCAGUGCUUGCAGAUGUCAUCCUUUGCUGCAAGGAGAUACUCCAAUUCAAGCAUGCUGAGCCUGUCGCAAAAUUCCUUACCAAGCUUGAAAAGCUUCAUGGUCUUGUCCAUGAGUGGCAGCUUGUUGCAAGCAGAGAGUACUCAGCUGCUGGUGUCUAUGACGAGAUCACGAACUUGAUCAUUAACUGGCGACGUCUUGAAUUGUCGACCUGGGCAAGGCUUCUGGAUCUCGAGAAAGAGAAAUGUGUCCAGGAUGUCAGCCAAUGGUGGUUUGUGGCUUACGAAGCCAUUAUCGGAGCUCCUGUCCAACUGGCGGAAUCUGGUCAAACAGACCUGAGUGAGCACACUCAAGAAGUGAUUGCCACGCUGGAGAACUUCUUCCGCUCAACCACCUUGGGUCAGUACAGCGAACGUCUGCUGCUCGUCAAGAACUUCCGGUCUCUGCUGUCGCUUUACAUUCAGGAUUUCCCUUGCCUGAAGCAAUUGGUGUCCGCACUAGACAACUUUAUGCAGCAUUACACACAGUUCGGACCACCGGUGCACAAGCUACUCAAGGAGCGGAGGUCGACACUCGAAAAAGACAUCAAGGAACAAAUCCAGCUGGCCAGUUGGAAGGACACAAAUAUUGUAGCGCUCCGAGAAAGUGCGAAAAGAUCGCAUCAUAAACUGUUCAAACUCGUCCGGAAAUACCGAGAAAUCUUGGCUCAGCCUGUCCAGCAUAUCUUGGAACAAGAUAUGCCAGAUGACAAUGAGGAGCCUGGCUCCACUGACCAAGCAUUGGUUCUACCUUCAGCAAGUUUCCCAGAAGCGCUCGCCUUGUGCCAGAAGGAGAACAAAAUCUGGCAAAACAGACCGCCUCGGUUCAGGGAUCCUGAUGGCACCGUCAGCAACAUGGCUCACAUGUAUGUGUCUCUCUCGACAGAGUUUGAUGUUUCGGAAGAUCUCGAUAGCUUCAUGAAGUACUUCUUAGAAAGCAUUAAGGAGUUCCGAUCACAAACUCCGAAGACCUUGACUGAGGAAAACAAGGAUGAUGUCCAACAUCUCAAGGUUCAAAAGCGCCGCUUCUAUGCUGAUACUUUGCGGCGGCUGCUAGAGAUGGGUGUCAAGCGUAAUGCUAGCACUAGCUUGAUUGAAGCACAGGCAUCUGUUGCACAAGUUCUUGCCAGCAGUCCGGCUCUUGAGGUUGGCUCUGUAACAACCACUGUCGUCAGAAGCUCCAAUCUCUAUUUCCACAGACUUCUGGACAUCCUUCCUCGUGUUCGCCAAGCGGCGCAUAAUUACUCGGAAGACCUCAGCAAUGUUGAAGUUUCAAGAAGCUCAGGAUCCGUUGAGCAUCUUUUGCAUUUGGUUAGGAAACAACGAGCAGCCAUAGCUCCAGCAAUGUCUGGUGUGGAAUCGCUCCAGUCAACACUCGUCAAGAUUUCAAACCUUUGGACAUCUAACCCUACCUCGGUCCUCAAGUCACGUCCCCAAUUUUCGAAUGAGGUUCGGGAUACAACCAGAGCUGUAGCCUGGUUGACCCCUAUUCUUGGCCUCUCCAUGACAGUCGUGGAACUACACGCCAAGUUCUCCGGCAUCAACUCGUCGAACAUUGUGGAUGGCCUUCGCUCCUGGAAAGAAGUCUUCAGCAAGCUGCACAAGUCACUGGGUAGUCUGCCAGAGUUACCCCAUGGCGUAACUUCACAGCUACAUGUAGAGAUUCUGAAGGAAGCAUCUUCCUCCUUUGAUAAGCUAAACAUUGACCUUACGGGCUGGGCCAAGAGCCGACCUGAUCUGUCAUUCGUCCUGAUGCAGCUAACUCCCUGGGCCCACGUUAGUGUUGAGCAAGCUGAGGGGUUGCAGUCUAAGAAUACUCUCGCUAUCGAGGAGUUUGAUGGCAGCCUGCUCACAGCAAUUGACAAGAUCCUCAUCAGUCUCCAGAAGCUGAAGGAGGUACCAUCACUGAUCGUAUCCCCGGGCUCAUUGUCACGGAGCGACGAGUUCUUCACCAGGGCUUUGAAGGCGGUUCAUUUGUCCGAUAUCACAAGCUCCCUGGAGUCUGUUUUGGAUCAGCUACAGGGCCUCAAGACACGUUCAAACUCUGGUCUUGCUCCUGCUGUCGCAUUGGUUGCAAGCUUGUUGCCUAUCAUGAACAAGUAUCGCAACAUUUGUAAGGACCUCGUCGAUCGCUACCUGACCGUGCAUCGUGAGACAUGCAAAAUGUCCUACUUGCUGGCCAAGUCAUUUACUCAGAUCGCAUCUGAGGGAUUCUGUACUCCCGCAGAAGCGUCGACGGAAGAAAGCAAAUCUGGGAAGCUGGAGAGUGGAACGGGUCUCGGCGAAGGACAAGGAGCUGAAGAUAUCAGUAACGAUAUUGGUGAUGAUGAAGACUUGUCGGAGCUUGCUCAACAGGAACAGACUGAAGAGCCUAACGAGGAUAUGGACGAGUCAGGAGACGCAGUAAACAUGGAUCAAGAAGAAUUACAGGGAGAGACAGGCGAACACAAGAAAGAGGAUGAUGAAGAGGACGCCAGUGGCGACGAAGAGGAUGACAAUAUUGAUGAGGAAGUAGGCAGUGUUGACGAUCUUGAGGAAACUGCAGUCGAUGAAAAGAUGUGGGAUGGCGCCCACGAUGAAGAGCAGAAGGAGACCGAGAACAAAGAAGGCAAGGGACAGUCUGAGUCUGAUGAACAAACCGCUGCACAAGAGAGCAAGGAGAAGGAAGGAGAAAAGGGAGAAGGCAAGAACGAAGAAGAUCAGGAGGAAGAGGAAGAGGAAGAAGAAGAAUCCCCAGACGAUGAAGGCGAGGCUGUUGGACGCGAGGAGAUGGAUGUCACGGAUCCUCAUGCCAAGGAACAAGAUGCUCUCGACCUUCCAGAAGAGAUGCAGCUUGACGGCGAUGAAAUGGAUAAAGACGAGGGCAACGAGAGUGACGAUGGCCUUGACGAUGGUCUCGACGACGAUCUUCCUCCUGCUGAAGAUGAGCAGCCUUUUGAUGGGAAAGAGGAAGAGAAUGUUGAGAACCCUGAUUUGGAUCAACCAGCAGAGGAGCCAGAGGCCGUGCAGGGUGAUGAAGAAGCGGCAGCUGAAGAUGAAGAAAUGAAAGAGGCCGAAGCCGAAGAGACAAAUGAGCCCGGGGAAGAAGAACCGGAAGAGGCUCAACAGGAUGAUUUCUUAACUCAACGUGAUGAAAAUGAAGAGGCUGGCGAAGAAGUGGCACCAAGCGAGGCUGUUAAUGGUGGACUCGGUGCGGAUCAAGAUCAAAAUAUGGAUCAAGGCACAUCUGGCAAUGCAGAGCAGGAGAGUGGUUCAGCUGAUCAGUCUGAUGAUAAACAAAAGACUGGUGCUGCCAACGAAGGAGAGGACAAUGAGCGGCAUAGAGACGCAGGUGGUGGAGAUGAUGCCAACCGCAGCGAUCCGCAGUUGCAAGCCUUCAAGAAAAUGGGCGACAUCCUCGAACAGUGGCAUCGCCGGCAAAAGGAGAUCAUGGAGGCCGCUAAACAGGAAGAGGACGAGUCAGAUCAGCCGUUGCCUCAGGAUACCGACAUGGCUGAUGCCGAUUUCGAGCAUCUUGCAGACCAAGAUGAUGUUGCUGAUACCCAAGCGCUUGGCCAGGCUAAUGACGAGCAAACACAGGCUCUUGAUCAAAACAAGGGUGUCGAGUCGGAUGCCAAGCAUGGUGACAAUGAACCUUUGCCAGACGCUUCUGACGAGCCCCAGGACACCCUCGAGAACAAGAUGCAGGAUGAGAUGCAGCUGGAUGCCGCUAGCGAGUCUAAGGACCAAACUGCCGGUGCAUUGAUACCUGGCAGCUCGCACACCCAGGAGCGCACAGUCGACGCCGUUGGCCAGCAGGAAGCCAUCGAGGAACUCGAUGAGGUAGAUGCACAAUUGGCGGCAAUCCAUCUGUCUUCUUCGCUCCCUCCGCUUACACCUCGCGAUGAGGCUCAACGGCUCUGGUCGCAUUACGAAUCCGUCACCAACGAUCUCUCACUCUCGCUAACAGAACAAUUGCGUCUGAUCUUAGCGCCGACCAUGGCAACCAAGCUGCGUGGCGAUUUCCGGACAGGAAAGCGACUGAAUAUUAAGCGCAUCAUUCCAUAUAUUGCCUCGCAGUACAAGCGAGACAAGAUUUGGAUGCGACGGUCAAUUCCCUCGAAGCGCAACUACCAGAUCAUGCUUUCUGUCGACGACAGUAAGUCUAUGUUAGAGAGUGGAAGUGGUCAAUUGGCAUUCGAAACGCUUGCACUCGUCGCCAAGAGUCUUAGUAUGCUUGAAGCAGGAGAUCUUUGUGUCCUCGGAUUCGGAAACGAGGAUCACGUUAGAGUUGCACAUGAAUUCGGCAAGCCGUUCUCUUCGGAGGCUGGCACACAGGUUUUCCAGCACUUCAGCUACCAACAGACAGGCACAAACGUCCGGAAAUUGAUCGCCGAUUCGAUCGCUCUGUUCCGCGAAGCUCGCUGGAAGCAAUCACCUGGCUCGGGCAAUGCUGACCUUUGGCAACUGGAGCUCAUUAUCUCCGACGGUAUUUGUGAAGACCAUGAGACUAUCCAGCGUCUUGUGCGGCAGGCUCAGGAAGAACGUAUCAUGAUUGUGUUCAUCAUUGUCGAUGCUGUCAAGGGCAGCUCCAUCUUGGAUCUCACACAGGCAAGCUUUGAGCCUGAUACGGAGAGUGGCACUGGGGAGAUGAAGUUGAAGAUGAAGAGAUAUCUGGAAGGUUUCCCGUUCCCUUACUAUUUGGUUGUGCGUGACGUUCGGGAGUUACCCGCUGUUUUGGCUACGGCGUUGAAGCAAUGGUUUGCGGAGGUUGUUGAUGUUUCUUCCUAA